AUGGCCAGCACUACUAAUGGGUCUUCCUUUGAAGGCUUGAUCCUGUCGAAGCUCUUUACGUUCCGCGUUGGCAAUCAACAGCAGGAGUUCACAGUACACUCUGGCGCCGUCGCAGCCGUAUCGUCACAGCUCAACGCGCUCAUCAACAAUGGCAUGUUAGAGUCUCAAACGGGUAGUGCCGAUUUGAGUGACAUCGAGCCCGUAGACUUUGUGCGCUUUGUCGAGUAUACAUACCGCAACGACUAUACUUCGCCGUCAUGGGUACUGGAGGAUAAAGUAGCCGAUGUCGAAGCUGGAAAGAGCGAGAAGGGCAAGGUACUACGGCCGUCACACAUGUCAAUAAGAGCCAGAAACGCUGCGUCACAAGUACAACCUCCACAAACCAUGCUCAGACGACAGCAGCAGCAUUUCGGAUCGCCGACGUUGCCACCAGUGACUUUAGAAUCUAGACUCAUGGAUCGGAUUUACCUGAGCGAUGCCGAGCCAAAUGUUUGUAUGCAAAAGGGCUUCAAACACCAGCCGAACACAGCACCUGAGCAGAAUUUCGCACCAGUCUUCCUAGCACAUGCCCGGUUAUACACGUUCGCGUGUAAGCGCUUCAUAGACCCUCUGAAACGUCUUGCUCUACACAAGCUGCGCGGGAACCUGCUGGACUUUACGCCAUUCCAUCGACGCUUGGUCGAUGUAGUCGAGCUUGUCAGAUAUGCAUACGAUCAUUGUGAGAAUAGGAAAAACGAUGGAACAGUUGACGAGCUUCGAAUGUUGGUGACGGAAUAUGUUGGAUGCCAGAUCUCUCUUUUCAAGAAUGACAAGGAUUUCGUACAGCUAUUGGAAGAGGGCCGGGAGUUCGCGGUCGAUCUUGUGCGAGUGAUCGGUGAAGACAAGCUAAGAUAA
Messenger RNA from Alternaria atra, 894 nucleotides. RefSeq lists its product as uncharacterized. The transcript is spliced from 2 exons. Lineage: Eukaryota; Fungi; Ascomycota; Dothideomycetes; Pleosporales; Pleosporaceae. The record is from RefSeq and is a predicted model, not a curated record. The coding region runs from base 1 to 894 and encodes 297 amino acids. Gene Ontology annotation, molecular function: protein binding.